Messenger RNA from Teleopsis dalmanni, 2256 nucleotides. RefSeq names its product GPI mannosyltransferase 4-like. The transcript is spliced from 2 exons. Gene Ontology annotation, cellular component: endoplasmic reticulum membrane. Gene Ontology annotation, biological process: GPI anchor biosynthetic process. The coding region runs from base 13 to 2181 and encodes 722 amino acids. The record is from RefSeq and is a predicted model, not a curated record. Lineage: Eukaryota; Metazoa; Arthropoda; Insecta; Diptera; Diopsidae. Gene Ontology annotation, molecular function: alpha-1,2-mannosyltransferase activity.
AGUUUUUUUACAAUGAAAUUACACACUGAAAAACAAAAAAACGAUGAAAUCAAAAAGCAUUCAAAAAUUAAACACACAUCUGCAAGAGCAAGAAUAACCAAUCAAAUCAAUCAAUUCUGGAGUCGUCAUCGGAACGCUGAUGAAAACUGGUACACAUAUUUGUUUUUUGCUGUGCUGCGUUUCGUAUUAGUUUUUAUACCACAACUAGGCUAUGUGCAUCCUGAUGAAUUUUUUCAGUCCGUCGAGGUGAUAGCAGGUGAUCACUUUCAACUGGAGCACACACGCACUUGGGAGUUUAAUAACACCCUACCAGUACGUAGUAUUACAUUGCCUUUUCUACUUUUACGUGUACCUUGGAGUUUUUACGAAUUCAUCGCUACUGUUUUACAAAAUGCUACUCAUAUUAAGUUACUACAUAGCUACAUAUAUCUCGUCUUUCCACGCCUUAUAAUGUGUUGUUUAUCUUUCAUAAAUGAUUGGAGCCUUUACCAUGUGUGCCGUUUGUAUGGUUUGCGCUGUGAAAUCCGUCUCUUAGCAUUGGGUAGCUCGUGGGUGAUGCUUGUGUUUGGUACACGCACAUUUUCAAACACUAUCGAAAUGACGCUGUGUUCAUUACUUUUGGCAUUGGUAGCGGAUAGUAUGAUAACAACAAAUACUAUUGUAUACAAAAAGGAGUAUUUGGAAGAACGUUACAUAAAUGCUGUUUCCAUUGGUGAGAAAGUAAGAAUUUGGAAACUUAAAACCACACUUCCCACACAUAAUUAUAAAUAUAUGCUGCUACUAUCUACGAUAUGCGUUGUAGGAGUUUUCAACCGUCCAACAUUUUUGCUGUUCGGUGCACCAAUGGUCUUUUAUUGGUUACUGCGUGGCAUGGGCACUAAAACGAUAACAUUUACAGAUUUUAAUCUUCGUAUAUUAUUAUUUUGUGUUAGUGCAUUACCAACGAUUUUGGUAUUUAUAUUUUUCGAUUCCAUUUAUUACAAGUACCUAACUGCUGGUGAACUACAAAUAUUUGAUAUUGGCAUCAAUAAUUUUGUCUUUACACCAUGGAAUUUUAUAAAGUACAAUUUGGAUCCUAGUAAAACAGCAGAACAUGGCUUACAUCCUAAAUAUACGCAUCUUUUGGUAAAUACGCCUCUACUAUACAAUGUUCUUGGUAUAAUUGCUUUAAUUUCAUUUGCACACACCAUGAUAAGAUUUUUCAAAGCUGAAUACCAAGGUUUACCACGUGCACAGAGUAUUGUGGGUCUGAUGUUGGGCGCUAUAUUUGUGCCAUUAUUUUUCCUUUUACUAAUCAACCAUCAAGAGGCACGUUUUCUUAUACCCUUAACAUUCCCGAUUGUCUUAUUACAUGCAACAAAGUUAUUAACUGGGUUUUGUAUAACUUAUCCGUUCAAGGAAGAGCAUUGGAUAUUACGCCAAUUUUAUAAUAGAGUGCUUUGCACGCAGGCAUCCGCAAAAUAUUUGCUUAAGACUUGGUAUAUUUUUAAUAUAGCGCUCACUGUAUUCUUUGGUUUCAUACAUCAGGCUGGCGUUUUUCCAUUGGCACAACAUUUUGAGCAUGCAAUGCAAUUCAAGCCAAGUGGUGAACACUUACACCUAAUCACAUCGCAUAUGUAUGAUAUGCCACUGUCAUUUGUUAAUAUACCCAGCUCGCGUACUUUACUCUUCGAUCGCAAUACUGGACGACGUUAUCGUCGCAGCAAGGAUUUUUAUUUAUACGAAUACGGUAGUCUUAAUUUGGAGAAACUAUUACGCAAGAUUAAACUUUCGCUAUCAAAUUGUGAAUUUAAGCGCAACUCAAAGCAAAUAAAUUAUCGCCUUUUUCUUGCCAUUCCAACAUCUUUGAGUGAUGAUUUUGCCUAUGUCGUGGACAAAUCUAAUUCAAGUUAUUUACACUUCGAACUGCAACGAAUUUUCUAUCCACAUUUAUCAACUGAAGCCUUUCCAAGUAUAUUUGGACGUCAUAUUUGUGAUGUAGAUCCACCUGAAUGGUCGCAGGAUGAUCUAAAAGGUACAUGCUCUAUAGAGCCAGAACCUUCAUUGAGUUUCGACUAUGUAACACAUCAAUUUUCAUCAUUUAUACAUCAGUUUGGUUUGGCGUUAUAUGAGAUCAAACUCAAGAGUCGUUCACCAUUGAAUGUUUAUAAGAGGGGAACAAUAACAAGAUCCAGCAAAUAAAUUGCUAAAAGAUUAUUUUUAAUUAAUCAUUUUUAUCUAGUCAAAUUUUAUAUUAAAUUCCAAAGACUAAUUUAU